Molecule: messenger RNA, 1249 nt
Organism: Lucilia cuprina (Australian sheep blowfly)
Lineage: Eukaryota; Metazoa; Arthropoda; Insecta; Diptera; Calliphoridae
Product: U-Kazal-Dg21.2-like
Exons: 4
Coding region: 47-472 (141 amino acids)
Molecular function (GO): protein binding
Source: RefSeq, a predicted model, not a curated record
UCAUUAACAGACAGACUGAAAUAUUGAAAUUAAUAAAUAAAUUAAAAUGUUUUAUUUAAAAUUAACUAUAACUCUGUUUUUAAUCAUCUACCUCAUCAAUCCCUCCUUAAGUAAGAACUACGAUGAGGAAAUAAACUGUUCUAUACAACGAAAGUGUUCAACUAAAGAAGAUAUUGUCUGGGCAUCGGAUAAUAAACAGUGUUAUUUAUAUAGAAACCCUUGUAUAUUUGCUAAUGAAAUGUGUAUGAGAAAAGCUAAAAAUAAAGAAGAAUACAAGGUCGUUACGGAAGAAGAAUGCAAGAAAUAUUGUCAAGAGAUGUGUACCGAAGAAUAUGCUCCAGUUUGUGGGGAAUACGAUAAUGCCUAUAAGACAUUCUCCAAUGAAUGUGAUUUUUAUAGACACAGUUGUCAGAAGAAAGAAUCAUACAUUUUCUUACAUGUCGGUGAGUGUGAUCAAGCAGUAGCUGCCUAAACUUUUUAAACCAAUCAAUUCCUAUAUUAAGUAUUAUUGCAUUUUCAAGAAAAUUUUGUGAUAAAAAUAAAAAUCAAUAUAACGAACAAAUUAUUAAAAAAAAAAAACAAUUAUAAUUUGAAAUGAAUGAUUGUAAAAAUUAUUACUAAAAAAUUACUGUUAUAAAUGUAAAGCGUAUGUAAACAAUAUCAUCAGGUAAAAAGAAAUAUAUAAGAUAUUGUUCAUAAAAAACACACGAAUUUUACUUACAAAAUAAUUGAACAAAAAGCAAUUAAGUAAAUACCUGAAAAGAAAAAAUAAUAUUAUUAAUUAAAAAUACUUUAAAACAGGUAAUAAAAUGUGGGUUAUCAAUAUAAGUACAAUGACCUUUAAAUAAGCAAUGUUUAAGAAUACAAAUUUUAUAAUAAUGCCAGCUCUACUAUAAAUAUAGGAAGUUUUAUAAAAAAUAUUCAUUAAUAUUCAAAAUGUUGCUGAAAUCAAUAUUUGUAAUAAUAUUUAUGACAAUUUCCAUGUCUUUCUCUCAACGUUGUCCCGACAUGUGUAUGACUUUAUAUCGUCCUGUCUGUGGAAUUGCAACAAGUUUAAGAAUACAGUGUACCUUUAGUAAUUCCUGUGGAUUAGGUGUAAGAAGUUGCCAAAGACCACGAGAAGGUUGGAGAUUGUUCCAUGAGGGAAUUUGUCGCUUUAAUUCCGCAGAGUGCAGAGAAUUAUUAAUAAUUUAAAUGGAAUGGAUAAUGUAAUGAAUAAAAAAUAAUAAUUUUAAGUGUCAUUAUUAAA